AUGGAGGCUCUCGAAAGAAUUUUAUCUGUACUACUCAAACGAAUGUCUAGAAGUAUAACUGCUGCAACAGUUAUGCCAAUCGUACAAUCCUAUUUGAGUAUGAUACGAGCAAUAUUACGGUUUCUUGUCAGACAUUUGAUGGCACAUUUGAAACUUUUGACUUCUGGUAGUCAUGUUUCACAAGCGAUUCUCACUGCCGCUCAGCCUUUCUAUCAUUCGCCUGGUGUUUCGCCGCAAGAAUUUCAGCCAGAUCGUCCGAUUGGAUAUGGUGCCUUUGGUGUGGUUUGGUCAGUGACAGAUCCGAGAAGUGGCAAACGUGUAGCGUUAAAAAAGAUGCCAAAUGUCUUUCAGAAUCUCGCUUCAUGUAAACGCGUCUUUCGUGAAAUACGCAUGCUUUCAAGCUUCAAACAUGACAAUUGGAUAAAUGAGCGAAUCAAUAGGUUGUAG
Anisakis simplex (herring worm) is the source of this 447-nucleotide messenger RNA. The record is from the annotation of a GenBank genome assembly. NCBI's taxonomy places the organism in Eukaryota, Metazoa, Nematoda, Chromadorea, Rhabditida, Anisakidae.